AUAUAUUGGAAGAACAUUUGAAAUAGUGAAUUGGUUAUCCCCACAGAAAAAUCCAAAUGGCACACCUAAAAGGUUACUACUACCUCUAUGUUGUUUUCAUCUUGGCUAUCGCCAUGAAUCACACGGCCAUGGCUAGAGAACCAUCUUCUCGGGCAGUCAAAGGGGCUUAUUGGCCUUCGUAUGCCGGUUUCCCGGCCUCAGCUAUCGACACGAGGUUGUUCACCCACCUCUACUACGCCUUUCUUGUACCUAACAAUGUCAGUUUGUGGUUUGAUAUCUCGAAUUCAACGGCUUUAACGCUCUGGAAUUUUACGUCCACGGUUUCCAGUAAGAGUCCGCCAGCCAAGACGCUUGUUUCGAUCGGUGGAGCAAGUGCAGACCCGAACACCUUUUCGCAGAUGGCGUCGCAGAAAUCAUGGCGCGCGAGUUUCAUCGACUCAUCCAUCGAAGUGGCGAGGAAAUACGGAUUUGAUGGGAUUGACCUUGACUGGGAGUUUCCUCAAAACUCAACAGACAUGGAAAACUUGGGCUACCUACUCCACGAGUGGCGGGCCGCUGUUCGAAAGGAGGCUAAUGCAACGUGCCGCAGCCCACUCUUGCUAACUGCGACCGUGUACUUCUCUGUGGAAUUCUUCCUCAGCGCAGUCGUCCGGACGUAUCCUGUCGACUCGAUUAACCGGAACUUGGACUGGGUCAACGCGAUGACCUACGACUACCACGGGUCAUGGGGCACCACUGCAACGGGGACCCUAGCCGGGUUGUUCGACCCGUUAAGCAACGUAAGUACAAGUUAUGGGCUUCGGUCAUGGAUCGAUGCGGGGCUCCAUCCAAGAAAGUUGAUCAUGGGCCUGCCAUUGUACGGGCGGACUUGGCAGCUCAAAGACCCGAGUGUAAACGGUAUCGGAGCGCCCGCCGUGGGGUUGGGUCCCGGGGCUGAAGGGGUUCUGACUUUUUCCCAGGUGGAAGCGUUCAACAAGGCGAAUAAUGCCACAGUGGUGUAUGACGUGGAUACAGUAUCCACAUAUUCGUACUCAGGGACUUCGUGGAUAACGUACGAUGAUGUCAGGUCGACGACGGUGAAGAUAGCAUACGUCGAGGCCCUUGGACUUCGCGGGUACUUCUUCUGGGCCGUCAACGACGAUCUUGAUUGGAAAAUACCAAGACUAGCUUCAAGGACGUGGAUUCUAUGAGGGAGCUGUUCUGGAAAGUUUUUUAACCUCCUCGUAUGUUCUUGAAAAUUUUAAAUUUUGCUAAUGUACGGAUUGGCCUCCCAAUUAACUUUAUUUGUUUUUGUGUGGAUGCCACUUAAUCUAGUUUUUCCUCUUUGCUUCAUUCAUCUUUCACUUGUGUGUAAAGAAGAAACCGUGGAUUAAUGGAUUACAAGGAUUCAUUUA
Molecule: messenger RNA, 1394 nt
Organism: Rhododendron vialii
Lineage: Eukaryota; Viridiplantae; Streptophyta; Magnoliopsida; Ericales; Ericaceae
Product: class V chitinase CHIT5b-like
Exons: 2
Coding region: 57-1190 (377 amino acids)
Biological process (GO): chitin catabolic process; carbohydrate metabolic process
Cellular component (GO): extracellular region
Molecular function (GO): chitin binding; chitinase activity
Source: RefSeq, a predicted model, not a curated record